Molecule: messenger RNA, 360 nt
Organism: Alternaria rosae
Lineage: Eukaryota; Fungi; Ascomycota; Dothideomycetes; Pleosporales; Pleosporaceae
Exons: 1
Coding region: 1-360 (119 amino acids)
Source: RefSeq, a predicted model, not a curated record
AUGGGUCAAGGGUUAACCGUCCACAACUCCUCUCACGGCCAACCUAUCCACCGCAUCCUACGAGAUGCAUAUCACCUCCAAUGGCUGGGCGCUGCGGGCGUGGGUCAUUCUUUCCAUUUUGGUGGUAUUGAUGAAGUAGAGAGGGAGAAAGGGGUUGAUGUUAGUGUCGAGAUUUUUCGGCUGGUAAACGGCGGGUAUAUCAAGUUGAUGACGACAGAGACCGGGGCAAAGGUGGCGGAGGAGCGGUACAAGUGGGUGGUAGAGGAGUUUGUGAAGAAGUGGGAUGAGGAGGCUGAUACAGAGAACGUUCUGGGGGGUGAGGUUGGCGACUUGGAUGAAAGUGCGUUGAAGGAGAGGUAG